AUGCCUAAACUACCUAGCGGCAUAUGUGAGGCCGAGAAUGCACAGUCGCCUAAUGAAGAACUAUCAGCUUCAAAUAUCCCACACGAUCAAGGAUCCACAGUCAAAUAUAGUUUCAACCAUGGGGUCUCGGCCACAGAUACAGCAUCUCCACUCACCACGGUGCAGCUAUACUACGGUUCAACAUCACAAUUUGCCUUCAUGCAUGAGUUCCAUCAGGAGAUGAUGCCCGAUCGGGCCGACCAGUCUAAUGAGACUCGAGGGGGAGUUAUGGAGACGGGGCCUGGACUGGAUAUGUUCAACUUUCGGCCAAUUUUCUUUGGUCGCCCAUUCGAGACCGAUGGUGUUUCAGGAAAGCCCGGUGAUGGAGGAACUGGAGAGCUUGUUGUCCUCAUCGACAAAGACCUAGCAAAGACUUUCUUGGAACGGUAUUUGUCGACGUCAUAUUACUUGGCAACAUUUCGACCAGCGGAAAAUUUUCGUCGACAUUUGGAGAGCUUAUAUAGUCCAGUACCUGGAUCUGAGAUCGAUACGUGGUCCCGGUUAGUUAUCUUCAUGGCCUUAGCCCUAGGCUCUCUAGGCACAACUCACUGCGAAUGGGGUGAUAUUCUGUUCCAAAGGGUCAAUGAUACUAUUACCUCGAUGAGUGAUGUGUUCCAAACUGAACAAGGGAGAUUCAAUUCCUCAUUCUUGCAUCUUGGUACAGCAGCCAGGAAGGCUAUCUCUGCCGGGCUGCAUAAAGAGCCCCCAGCGAACAGUGACGAUGGUAGUGAAAGCGUCGAAGAGAGACGAGAUACAUUCUGGUCACUUUACUUUUAUGAAACUUGGGUAACAUUCCACCUGGGCAGACCAAGCGCCAUUUCACCAAGAGAUAUCAAUAUCAAACCCUCCGCGAAUCCAUUCUUACAAACUCUGGUUACUCUGUGCCAGGUUAUUCACCGUUCAGUGGAUGGGAUAAACGGCCAACAUGAGAAAUCAUUGCUACAGAUGUGGCACAUAGCUAGAUCCGUCAUGGACAACCUACGGACCUACGAUGCCUGCAUGCGCCGCGCGCUUGGUACUGGCCUAUCUAGUAAACCUCGGCCAGGAAGCCUAGGGGUACAACAGACAAUAUUAAUAACAUUAUACUACCAUGUCAUCCUUCUAACAUAUCGACCAUUCUUACUCUUCCGUCGACGAUGGCACCGGACUCCCCAUGACCCAGCCCAGGCGGCAGGGGCAGGUGCACAAAUGCCCAACUGGCUAAACGAGGCGUGUAACUGUGCCCUUAACGCUGCUUGUCGAACUAUAGAAUAUCUGUGUGAAGCAGCCCUCACAAAUGAGCUUGUCAGAGUACGUUACUGCCUUCUUUACUGGGACAUUGAAUUUAAGGAAUGGCAGGAAGCCCGCUAUCAUGGUUACUUCUUAAGUAGUGCCUGUUUCGUCCUCGCCUACAAUAUUGUCCACGGAGAAAAUGAAAGUUCAGUUCCAUCUUACAUCCCUUGGAUCCAUGCUGCGAUACGCUGUCUCGAAUCGAUGCGACCUGGAGAUCCCAUAAACACUUUCAUUGCCGCCAUCCGAAACAUUCUAACGAAAAUUAGUUCUUUAUGUCAGUUGCGCCAGUCAGCGAUGAAAGAUAAGCUCUUUGUACCCGACUUUGAACAAAGUCCUCCGUUUGGUAUACCCAAGCUCGGAGACGGGGUGGGCAAUGGAGAAACUCACCAGCCUCCGUCUGACGAGGUUGAACCAGUGUGUCAUUUUUCAGAAGAGCUCUGUUCGACAAGCAUAGAUUUGGAUCAUGUCAGUGAAGUAGAUCUUGCCGUUUCCUACUCUGGCUGGACUCGAAAUCUCAACUAUGAACUUGGCGGCUGUUGUUUCGCCUUGUCUUAA
Aspergillus caelatus is the source of this 1866-nucleotide messenger RNA. Its product is annotated as fungal specific transcription factor domain-containing protein. Gene Ontology annotation, molecular function: RNA polymerase II cis-regulatory region sequence-specific DNA binding; DNA-binding transcription factor activity, RNA polymerase II-specific; zinc ion binding. Gene Ontology annotation, biological process: DNA-templated transcription; positive regulation of transcription from RNA polymerase II promoter by galactose. Gene Ontology annotation, cellular component: nucleus. The record is from RefSeq and is a predicted model, not a curated record. Bases 1 to 1866 code for a protein of 621 amino acids. NCBI's taxonomy places the organism in Eukaryota, Fungi, Ascomycota, Eurotiomycetes, Eurotiales, Aspergillaceae. The transcript has 4 exons.